AUUAGUUUUAGUAAACAAAGUGAGAAUAUAUAGAGAUAGAUAAAUGUAGAAGGAUUAGAGAAAGAGGGAGAAAGCCAUGGCCACUUCCCAACCAUGUGUGUCUUUGUGUGGUAUGAGCAGACCAGCUAGUCUGGUGCAAAAGGUUCGGAGGCCCCUGGAUGUGAGAGCUGAGAACUCUGCCGAUAAAGGGAAGUCCAUGAACAUCGUCGAUGCGAACAUGAGUGUCCUCAGAGAGAGAAUAUACAUAGCGACGAUGCACGAGAGGCUACAACAAUACUCCAGACGGGGCAAUGGAUGGAAUUAUCCAUCUAAUUACAAUUCUAAUCUCAAAAGAAAUCUCAUAUUAUCUCAGUCAUUAGAGAUUGCAAGAUUAGUAGUAGGGACUCUUGGUUUUACUUUCCUUACUGGCACUCUUUUCCUUUGCCUUGUUUCCCUUGUGCUUCAUUUGGGUCAAUGAACUUUCAUGUGUAAUUUUUUUUUUUAUCAUAGAUUACAUGUUAAGGAC
This is a messenger RNA of Magnolia sinica, 505 nucleotides long. RefSeq lists its product as uncharacterized. NCBI's taxonomy places the organism in Eukaryota, Viridiplantae, Streptophyta, Magnoliopsida, Magnoliales, Magnoliaceae. Bases 77 to 457 code for a protein of 126 amino acids. The record is from RefSeq and is a predicted model, not a curated record. The transcript has 2 exons.